Synchiropus splendidus (mandarinfish) is the source of this 1295-nucleotide messenger RNA. Its product is annotated as rhombotin-1-like. The coding region runs from base 213 to 680 and encodes 155 amino acids. Gene Ontology annotation, molecular function: DNA-binding transcription factor binding; transcription coactivator activity. The transcript is spliced from 5 exons. NCBI's taxonomy places the organism in Eukaryota, Metazoa, Chordata, Actinopteri, Syngnathiformes, Callionymidae. The record is from RefSeq and is a predicted model, not a curated record. Gene Ontology annotation, biological process: positive regulation of transcription by RNA polymerase II. Gene Ontology annotation, cellular component: nucleus.
CAGUCGCGCAUACAGACAUGCUUGUGCUCUGACAUCAGCUGAGAUAAGACUGAGGCACAUCCUUCGCUGCAGACUUGAAAACUCUGAGACGUGUUGUUUUUCCAAGCCAUGUAGGAGACUCUACUUUUGACCAGUUUGUUUUUGGACUAUGAUCAUCAACACCUGGGUUUGUUGAGCCGUGAACAACUGUCUACUGGGAUUUGAGCAACAGGAUGGUUCUGGAUACAGAGGAGAGUGUGUCUCUGGUGUCCCUCCAGUCCAGAGACAAGCCAAGAGGCUGCGCAGGCUGCAACGGUAGGAUCCGAGAUCGGUUCAUGCUGCAGGCCAUGGACAGGUACUGGCACGAGGACUGUCUCAAGUGUGCCUGCUGCGACUGCCGCCUGGGCAGGGUGGGCUCCACCCUCUACACCCGGUCCAACCUCAUACUGUGCCGCAGGGACUAUCUGAGGCUCUUUGGGGUGACUGGCAACUGUGCCGCUUGCAGUAAGUUGAUCCCGGCCUUUGAGAUGGUGAUGAGAGCCAGAGACAAUGUCUACCAUCUAGACUGCUUCGCCUGUCAACUCUGCCGCCAGAGAUUUUGCGUAGGAGACAAGUUUUUCCUCAAGAACAACAUGAUUCUGUGCCAGCUGGACUAUGAAGGAGCUCAUCCUAAUGGCAGUGCAGAAAAGCUGUAUCACUGAGCGCUAAGAAGAUGACCCGGGUGGUUGUGACAGUGAUCCAAAUGGACUUGAAGUUUACAGCUGCCAUCCUGAACUAUAUGCAGAAAAUAAAGUAUCAGGAAAAGGUCACGUCUCCCUGGGAGCUGCUUUCUGAACUUUGGAUGACAGAUUGCUGUACAGACAUUACCGAUUUCAUGAACCAAUUGAAUGCAGAAAGACCAGCACUGUGGAAUGGAAGGAAGCUUGCACAGAGAUUGGAUGUCAUGUGACCCUUUUAUCUGGGUUGACAAUACUUUAUUGGCCAUUCCCUGAAGAGCAUGCCACUGGUAUCAAACGUGCCUUUGCUGGAGACUGCGUCCCAGGAGCACCACCGGAUGAACAGGAACGUUAGAAGUCCUUGUUAUUUUUCAAAUUAAUUUCGUAAAAAUACCACUUUUUCAUGUUCAUUAUUUUUUAAAUUUACCUGCCAACAUCCAAAAAACUACAAAUAAUCUUAUUAACACAGCAUUUUUUUGGGAAGUGGUGUGGACAAAUGAUGUUACCAUACUACAGGUUAGGCCAUAUGUUUUCAUGCUUAGAAACAGAAAUAUUUAUUGUUGUACAACUGUUUUAUUAAAUAAUGUCGUCUAUAUGAUU